UCAUGUCUAAAGGCACGCGCUACACUGCAACUACCAUACAUCACCAACCACCGUAUCCUUCCCCUUCUCUCUCUCAAAGAUUUCUGUCAUUUUCUCGUUACUCUUGCUCCUCCAGCAAAACGUGUUCUUGGGUUUCGCUUCUGGUUUUUAAUUUUCGCAUCGUCCGUUGCAGACUCUGUUUUUCUUUUUUCUAAUGGAUUAUGAGGCAAUGUGAGCUUGUAGAACCCGAGAAAUGUGUUCUUAUUUCUGUUAAUUUGGAAUGUGUUUUCUCAGGAAAUGAUUUGAAGCUUCUCUUAAUCUCUCUUCAGAGAUUCAGCUUCUGUUUCCAUUUUUCAGUGCCAUCGUUUUUGGAUGGGAAACUAUAAACAUUUUUAUUUUGACUUGUGUGGCUUUUCAAGCUGGUUAUGCGAGCUCCCCAUUCUUCCAAUUGAUUGUUUAAUGGUGUUUGAAUAAUGCCUAGCAUUAGAGCUCCGGCUAACAAGAGAACCACAACUCUCACGGUUGCUGUCAAGUGCAGGCCUUUAACGGAGAGAGAACGUGGUCGCGACAUUGUUCGUGUUAAUGACAAUAAGGAAGUGAUUAUUCUGGAUUCUGACAUAUCAAAGGAGUACAUCGAUCGUAUACAGAAUCGAACCAGCGAGAAGAUAUAUUGUUUUGAUCACGCCUUUGGUCCUCAUUGUACAAAUUUGGAUGUCUAUAAGAGCAGUGUAUCUUCUAUGAUCUCUGCGGUUGUUCUAGGUCUAAAUGCUACUAUCUUUGCCUAUGGUUCAACAUUUGGUAAAACGCAUACAAUGGUUGGGACCCAAGAAGAUCCUGGACUUAUGGUUCUCAGCAUACAAUUUUUGAUCUUAUCAAAAAGUGUAAGAGCUCUGAUGAAUUUGAAGUCUCUUGUUCCUGCCUUGAAGUCUACAGUUAUCUAUGAUUUGCUUGAGAAAUCAUCAGGUCAUUUGGAACUCCGAGAGGAUCCACAGCAGGGAAUAAUUGUUGUUGGGCUGAAGUGUAUCAAGGUUCAUUCAGCUGAUAAGAUUCUUGAAUUAUUGAACUUAGGAAAUAGUAGACGGAAAACAGAGAGUACAGAGGCUAAUGCAACGUCAUCUCGAUCACAUGCUGUUUUAGAGAUAAUUGUGAAAAGAAAGCAGAGAAACAAGUAUAGAAAUCAAGUCAUGCGAGGCAAGCUUGCACUUGUGGAUCUUGCUGGCAGUGAAAGAGCUUCUGAGGCAAAUAGUGGUGGACAAAGGCUAAGGGAUGGAGCCAAUAUUUACUGUUCUCUUCUUGCUUAG
Molecule: messenger RNA, 1280 nt
Organism: Hevea brasiliensis (rubber tree)
Lineage: Eukaryota; Viridiplantae; Streptophyta; Magnoliopsida; Malpighiales; Euphorbiaceae
Product: kinesin-like protein KIN-8B
Exons: 8
Coding region: 453-1280 (275 amino acids)
Biological process (GO): microtubule-based movement
Molecular function (GO): ATP binding; microtubule binding; microtubule motor activity
Source: RefSeq, a predicted model, not a curated record